Tachysurus vachellii is the source of this 3371-nucleotide messenger RNA. It is a transcript of the gene zdhhc12b, whose product is annotated as zinc finger DHHC-type palmitoyltransferase 12b. The transcript is spliced from 5 exons. Gene Ontology annotation, cellular component: Golgi apparatus; endoplasmic reticulum. The record is from RefSeq and is a predicted model, not a curated record. NCBI's taxonomy places the organism in Eukaryota, Metazoa, Chordata, Actinopteri, Siluriformes, Bagridae. Gene Ontology annotation, molecular function: protein-cysteine S-palmitoyltransferase activity. The coding region runs from base 581 to 1450 and encodes 289 amino acids. Gene Ontology annotation, biological process: protein targeting to membrane; peptidyl-L-cysteine S-palmitoylation.
GUGGAGCGGAAAUACCAUGAAGCUUAAUACAGAACCUUGGAGCUGAAAACACAGCGUUAUAAAUAAAUAAAUCAUUAGAUUUGAAUAUUAGAUAAGUUUAUUAUGCAUUAAUGAAAUACAUUUUGUAUCGCACAACGUCCUAGGACUGAAAUUAUCCGGCUUUAGAGUGAGGGUGUAAAUGAGGCAGUGUUUAUGAAAGCUGAGCCGCGUUAGCUUAGCUGCACUAACUUAGCCGCGUUAGCUUAGCUGUACUAGCUUAGCCGCGUUAGCUUGGCCGCGUUAGCUUAGCUGCACUAACUUAGCCGCGUUAGCUUAGCUGUACUAGCUUAGCCGCGUUAGCUUGGCCGCAUUAGCUUAGCUGUACUAGCUUAGUCGCGUUAGCUUGGCCGCAUUAGCUUAGCUGUACUAGCUUAGUCGCAUUAGCUUAGUCGCAUUAGCUUAGCCGCAUUAGCUUAGCCGCAUUAGCUUAGCUGCAUUAGCUUAGCUGCACUGUUUAGCCGCGUUAGCUUACAUAAACACCGGAAGUACAUUUUCAUACCUUGAUAGCUGUACUUACUCCUCAAUCUGUGAUGUUAGCUCGAUGUUUUUACGGAAUACUUUAAUCACUGGAUAUGUAAAAUGUACGUCUAAGUAUGCUAGGAUGUUUAAAAAUGUGUUCGGCUCAGGAUUUCUUGUCAGAACCGCUCAUGUUUUCCUGACAUGGGUCAUAACGUUGAUUCUCUUCCUACACGACACCGAUCUCCGUAGAGAGGAAGAGGCGGGUCGACUCACGUUGCCGGUACUCUUUGUGCUGCUCGUGCUGCUUUCUGUGCUGCUCUACUUUGCUGUGUCACUAAUGGAUCCUGGAUUCGUGUUGGCUGAUGACUGUGAUCUACAGUUCACACUUGGCAUCACUGAGGAGCAACAGGACAUGAUUCCACAAAGCAAACCAUUCCGUCAGCGUCGCUGUGGUCAUUGCCUGUUACAGCAACCAAUGAGAUCCAAACACUGCCAGACAUGUCAGCACUGCGUGCGCCGCUACGAUCAUCACUGCCCGUGGAUCGAAAACUGUGUAGGGGAGAGGAACCAUCGCUGGUUUGUGCUUUACUUGGCUGUGCAGUUUGUCGUGCUGCUCUGGGGGCUACAUGUGGCCUGGUCAGGCUUCAGCGAUGCGGCGACGUGGUCGGUGUGGCUGAAAUCGAACAGUGUGCUGCUGGUGACGUGCGCCGUGGUGGCGCUGAUGGCGUUGACCGUGCUGCUGCUCCUGGGCUCCCACCUUUACCUGGUGUCUUUGAACACCACCACUUGGGAGUUCAUGUCACGCCACCGCAUCUCCUACCUCAAACACUGCGGCGUCGACGAGAAUCCCUUCGACCGCGGGACCUUACGCAACCUGUGGAGUUUCUUCUGCAUGUGGAGCACAGUGGUGUGGGAGCAGAUGUACUUCAGGCAAGACUGCGAUCCUGCUUAAAGCAGCACAUCGUGUGAUCGGAACAUUUUCUGGUAACAUAGCCAAGUAAAUAAAAAUAUUACAUCUUGGUUAGAAAUCCAAUCCCAAUAAAUACAUUCCUAUUAUUGCUCCGGUUCUUUAGAGAUUCUCAAGUGCAUGGACAUAGCUGUAGUUAGAACCAUGUAGAGCCUCAUUUAUAGCAAGUCUAAAUUGACCCAAAGGUUUGGGUUUCUGUUUUUCCUGUGAAUAGAUCUGUAGGAAAUUUUCUAAUCAAAGUUGCAGCUGCACUUUUAAAACGUAAUCUUUAAAGUCAAUGUUUCAGCCAUGUCAGAAAGAAACAUUUAUUUUUUUGGCAUCAGACAAACACAAAAUUAAAAGCUUACCUCAUGUCAACUUUUACUAAAGGAACAUCUGCAUAAAUGCACAAUAUAACAAUGUGAAGAUUAAAAUACAGGGUAAAUGACUUGACAUUUUACAGCAUCACUUCCCUCUGGGGUUUUUAGACAAUUAAGCAAACUGUGUAAAUAACAAAUCCUUUUAAUUUUAUUAAAUCAAACUUGUAUGUAGUAGAAAAAGCAUCACAUAAAGCACUUACGCCAACAUGAACAAAGUGGCGGACGCAGACUGCAGUCAUUAUAUCGGGUUAAUUGGCACCGUUUUGUAGCUGAACAGUAGAUGUGAAGCAGGUAUAUUAGUUCAGUUCACAUUCAUUAUAGCUACAUUAAACUAGCUGAUGCGAUAACACGCACAAAUCUGUGAUCCGCCAUCAUGACUGCGGUUUUCUUCUAAGGCUGCUAUUGAAUUCUCGAUUCUGAUUGGUCAGAAGGCGUGGCCUAUUUUUCUAUUAGCAUGGCUCUGACAGUAGUUAAUGCGCUUGUUCUGACCUUAUCGUUUUUAUAGUAAUAACUUACACAGGUAAAUUUGUCGAUACGAUCUGUGUCAAGUUACAAGCUGCAAUUUUUGUCUGAUUAAUUUGACAAUUAAAAAAGAGAACAGUAAAGAUAGGAUGGUGACGGUACAGUUGGGAUCUUUUUUCCAGUUACUUUGACGUGUCAUUUAAUCACAACCUUAUCGGGGUCAAACAUACAGAGUAGGUGGUUGUUAAUGACCUGGUGUUGAGUCAUUGAACUUCUAGGCUUCAGAUGAAAAAUACUGUAACUCAUCUGGUCGUGAUACGGUUUAUUUAAAAUGUACUUAAGCUCUUAUGGACUCAAUAUGAACAGCUGUGAAAGAUUCGUCCCUGCAAUCUUCUGAAUAUCGGGUGAAAUUGUUGCCUGUUUUAAGACAAUUUACUUUACGUUCCAUGUAUUUGGCCGUUUGGGUCGCUGGCUUGUUUUUAUACACAUUUCUGUUUGAGUUUCAGAAAUUGACAAUCAGAUCAGUAACCUGUACCUUCUUAAAUUAGAGCCUUUGAAAAUGGUAAAGUAAUUAAAUGAUGCCACAAAACAGCUUUCUGAAAAGGAAAAAAAAAUAAUAAUUGUCUUACAAGUUAUACAGGGUUUGUAUAUUAAAAACAGAAAAAAGAAAACUCCAAGCCUUCCUUUUAUUUUUGUAUAAUUAUAGCCGGUUCUUUUCAUACCAUCUCUUGGUAAGCAAUUUAAAAAGAGAAUGCGCAUGCAGAGGUUUUUAGCUUUGACCCUAUUUUGUACUGAUGUUCGGUUGCGGUCCGUUCUGUUCCGUCUCUCCUUUAUAGAUCAAACCAUUAGAAUGUCUUCUGUGCAAUAGAAAGAUAUUUUAAAACCUUAAAAGGCAAAAGCAAUAACGAUUUCUCCUUUUAAAGUUACUUCCAAUAAAUUUGCACUUGACUGUUUCGGUAUUUGUGCUGAAUUCCGACACACUUUAACUCGGCGUUCGUUCAAGUUGCUUAUGCAAAGUUUUUGUGACAUGUAAUGAUGUACAGAGUCACAGUGGCAGUAUUCAAUAAACUGAACAAAUGUAGACA